Molecule: messenger RNA, 4494 nt
Organism: Paralichthys olivaceus (Japanese flounder)
Lineage: Eukaryota; Metazoa; Chordata; Actinopteri; Pleuronectiformes; Paralichthyidae
Gene: ammecr1
Product: AMMECR nuclear protein 1
Source: RefSeq, a predicted model, not a curated record
AUACGCGCGUAUGAGCGUCAGCGGCGCGCGUGCCUCCACGGCAGCUACGCACAAUGUGUAGCAAGUGGACGCAACGCAGUGUGUGAAUCCGGUUCCGACGUGCCGACGACACCGAUGCCUAUGCCCACAGAGCGAUCACAGGGCUUCUUACCCGAACAGCACUGAAUGGUAGCAGCUGAGAGACGGGUGCGGAGCGAGGGGCGGCCGAACCCGGAGGAUUUCCCCCGGACCUGCUCCUCUGUAUGUCUCCUCACACACGGAUGACAACCUCAAAACAAACCCGUGCUGAAAACUUUCAGCUCUACAUCUGACGCGGGGGUAUUAUUGAGAUUUUUUUUUUUAAAGGCUCCAAGAACAGAGACGCCGUCAUGCAGGUGCAAACUGUGGCCUAACGUUGCUGAAAUGACUUGCUCGGCGCUGACGCGGUUCAUCGUGCCAUGCCAACCCCGCAUUGUCAGAUGCCAUUUUACUCUGCGUGAUCCCGGUGUCUGGGAUUCCUACAUACUGGGCCUGUGGUGUCAGUAGAAGUUCGUGAGGCAAGAGCUGGUGCAACGAGAGGCGACGCGGACACUGUGCGCAAUUCGUGCUGAAGCUUAUGGGUCCUGCGUACUCGAGCUCCCGGCUCCCACUUGGAGAGGUGCGCUGCUGCGGGGCUUCGGCGCACCGGCUGUCGGCUUCACAUCUGGACCGCCUGCCCAGUGUCAUCUGCGGCCUGUUCGGACUGUGCACUCCCUAAACUUGUGUGUGUACCAGGGGAACCGGCUGAGAUCGCCUCGGAUGGUGUCGUGUUAAGGGAGAAGAGGCUGACUAUUUGGCCGGGACUAGUUUGGUGAUCCACCGGAACACCGUGGUCCAAACGCUGGACUGGCUGACUACUCAAGGAAUAGAAAACUGCUCAUCCAGCGCAGAGUAUGGAUUUUGCGUAGCGAAGUCGCGCAUUUUAAAGGCAACGCUAGGGUGACAUUGCAGUCUUCUCGUCACAUCGCUUAUUUCGUCGUCCGACAAAAAAUAAAAGCGUGAAAGUGGAGUAUUGUCCGUCGUACGUAUCGGCGCAGUGGGAUUUCUACGUCUGGUCGGCGUUCCCCCCCACCCUUCCCGCGGUGACGGUUAUGGGUCGGAAGCGGUGUGUCGGUGCAGAUUGUUCCAAGAUGGCGGCCGGGUGCUGCGGGGUGAAGAAGCAGAAACUGUCGGGAUCGCCCGGGUCGGGGGGUCCCGGCGGGGUGGGGGCGGGAAGCGGGGUGCCAGGAACCGGACAUUGUGGCUCGGAGCUGGGGAUUGGUUCCUCCGCGACCGUUGCAGCGGCGGCGAACGUGAGCAGAGCCAACGGCCUGGGGGGACCCGGGGGUAUCGUUAGUGGCAGCAGUAGUAGUAGUGGUAGCAGCGGCACGAACGCUCUGUCCCCAGCCCCGGCCGGUUACUCUUCAUCCGGCCUUUCCCCGAAUCUCAGCCCGGGACCCGGUUCGGGAAGUGGAGGCAGAAAAAUGGUGGUCUCGGCGGAGAUGUGCUGCUUCUGUUUUGACGUGCUUUAUUGCCAUCUGUACGGAUACCAACCUCCGAGAACACCCAGGUUUACAAAUGAUCCCUACCCGCUGUUUGUCACAUGGAAAAUAGGCAGAGACAAGCGGUUGCGGGGUUGUAUAGGUACUUUUUCUGCCAUGAAUCUGCACUCAGGACUCAGGGAGUACACCCUUACCAGUGCCCUUAAAGACAGCCGCUUCCCCCCUAUGACAAGGGAUGAGCUGCCUCGCCUCUUCUGCUCAGUGUCUCUUCUCACCAACUUUGAAGACGUCGGUGAUUACCUUGACUGGGAGGUGGGUGUUCAUGGUAUUAGGAUAGAAUUUUUCAAUGAAAAAGGAUCAAAGCGCACCGCCACUUACCUACCAGAGGUUGCAAAGGAGCAAGGUUGGGACCACAUUCAAACCAUAGAUUCCUUACUACGAAAGGGAGGUUAUAAAGCUCCCAUCACAAAUGACUUCAGGAAGACCAUUAAGUUAACCAGGUACCGUAGCGAGAAGUUGACAAUGGGCUAUGCAGAGUACAUCGCCCACCGUCAGCACCAUCACUACCAGAAUGGCAUUGGGCACCCUCUACCACCCUACAACCAUUAUUCCUGACAGCGAGCCGCAUGACCAAUCAUUGGACCUCUCCGCGGACCUUUUCCCAGGAGAGCCUGCCCCCUCCUGGUCUAGCUAUUUCUACUACUGUACCAUUUUAUGAUGAUAGUUUCCGUUGCCAUGCUGGCCGUCUCCCAGACGUUGACAUGGCAACGGGUGGCAACGAAGCAUCAUUUGAUUAUGGCAAGAAAUUCACUUAUUUUUUCUUUGCCUGUGAUUAAGUUUUUGCAGCAUAUGUAUCCUUAUAACUAUAACCCCCUUUACUCAUAAGUUUGAAAAUUAACAACUAAUAGAUUUUAUUAAUCUUUUCAGCAAACCUAAUCAGGUGUUUGAUUCUGUGGAUGGAAGGAAGUCUCUUAGUAGAUUAGUCUAACACUUAUAUUGUUUAGGCUUUGCUACAGUUUUACAUUAACUAAAAAAAUUUUUUUCUUUCUUUCUCCUAUUUUCUUUAUCUUAAUAUCCCAACAUGUAUAACCAUGUAGCAAGGCAACUGCAGUUCUCAAAGGCUGUGUCAUCUCUGUCCUGAUUCCUCUCAAAAAAAAGAUUGACUGUGGAAGUUGUUGAGCCUUGUAAACUCUUAUAGUGUUGUAGUUGGAACUAUUUAUUGGGAACUGUGUACUCCAAAGUAUAAAUAGUAGGAUAGUAAUGCCCUUUGACUGGCCUUUGCUGGUUGCGUUUCUUGUGCGAGCGGUGUGUGUCUCAGUGUGUGGAUUAGAACGUUGAUCUGCCACGAGAACAAACGAAAAUUAGAAAUUUGAUUUUUACCUAAAAAUCCUCUACAGAUUUUCUUCCCCCCUGAGUGUUUGGCGUGUUUUUGUGGUGGAACCUGUAAACUUGCAGCGACGUUCCCUCUUUUUCAAAUUAGAGUAAUUGCGGAGGAAGCCAUUUGUCUGAGGAUAAUUAUGUCCACGCUGGUUGAUUUAUUAUAUAAAAUGGGCUACAAGUGAGGUCUGCUCUCCCGGCAGUGGAGGGGGGCGACCAGGUGUAAUUACAUGUCCCUAAAAGAAAAGAAAAAAAGAAAAUGCAUGAAUGAUUUUUUUAGUUAAAAUUUACCGUUUGUUGGUGUCUGAGUUUACUGGCAGGGAGUCACUUUAACAGGGACAUGCUAUAUCUACUUAAAGCCAUAUUCUCUUUUUAUUCCACACUUUGUAAGAGUAGUCUGUCGUUUGGCUUGAAGUAUUUGCAUUCUGUGCCACUGAAACUGGUAACUGUUCAACCUCUGAAUGCAAACGUAUACCAACCAGCCUCAGGCAAGGCCGCAUCACGAAAGACACACGUCGAAUCAGCGGUUUCAGUCAUUUGUCAGGUGUCGUGUAUAUUGCCCGUGUCGUCAUGGAAACACUGUCUUGCCUUUUCAGAUUAUAGCUAACCAUUGUCACUCGUCCGUGAAGUAUGCUGUAUUAAAAAUUGUCAUUUUCGAAUGAAGACACUUGACGCACAAAAGGAAGUGAGCUAAUUAACAUGUUUGUGUCAUUUAGAAGUGCAUGUCAUUGUGGAGCUGCCACGACGCAGCCAGUUUUAGUUGUUGAAUCCGCACUACCACUGCUCUCCGAUUAGUCCGCCGUUCAGCAAGAUCCCGUCGAUCUGUGUGUCCACGGCACAGGACAUAUUUUCAUUUGUGGUGUGUUUAGUCAGCUGUUGGGCAGCCGGUUCCAGCAAACACGGUUGAAUUAGUCAGAGCUGAAUUUCUGCACGAGGCCUGGCGGCUUACAGUUGAGGUCUAUGAAUAAAAAAGUUUAUGAAAAAAAGCCAGGGCUUUGUAUAAAGGACUUAAGAAGCCAUUUCCCAUCCAAAUAUCAAUCGUCUUGAGUCGGCAUCCACACACACACACACACUUUUCCAGAAUGUUACAGUUGUUAUGGGUCAUCGUGCGAUCUGCUUGUUUUGGUUUUUAGUUUUGCGAACUGGUAUUUUUGAGAGGUUCUUGUCACUUGACCAACAUCUUUCUGCGUAACAGCCUUUACUAACUGACAGGUUCUUUUUCUUUAUGCAAAAAUGUCAAGGGCUUUUGGCACUCCAUCCACAGUAACCCGAAAUGACCCAGUAUUCAGUUGUGUUGCCUUAAAUUAAUGAAUUAAUAAGUGAUGGGCCAGGAGAUGACGCUCGAUGACUGUUCCUCUGACCUGUGGUUCUGCUUUGUCCCAGCUCCAUCUUCACAUCACAUUGUAGGGAAGGGCCUGAGAUGAUGUUGUGUGAAUGCUGUCAAUACUUCAUCAUCCAUACAUAUGGGGGCUCGUGGACACUCCACAUCCAGCUGCUGGUCCUUGAUUACACUUAAAGCUCCACAGAGACUUUGGGAACACAUUCUCUCUCUGUCUGACACCGUGAUGUUGUUACCCUCAACUUUUCACACCUCUAUAGACAAAUGGUUUUUUUUUUA